AUGGCGUCUUUUGAGGCUGCACUGACUGGUGCGGUUGCUUCAUCUUUAGCCAAUAUCGCUGUAUACCCAUUGGAUUUAUCGAAGACACUGUUGCAGACACAAGUGGAUCAAAAGGGCUAUGAAGAGCAAAAAUCCGAAGAAUCUACUCGAGAUAGAAAGUACAAUAGCGCGUUGGAUUGUAUCUAUCGCAUUUUCAAAGCGAGGGGGUUCAAGGGUUUGUACCAAGGUAUGACGACAUCAGUGCUGGCUAGUUUUAUUCAAAGCUUCUGCUAUUUUUUUUGGUAUACUCUCAUCCGAAAAUACUACUCUUCAAUAAAGAACAAGGGUGCUCGGGGAAGAUAUGCUGGGUUCAGUACCUUCGAAGAAUUGCUUUUGGGUGUGGUCGCAGCUGCGACAUCCCAGUUGCUCACGAAUCCCGUUUCGGUUAUAUCUACAAGACAGCAGACAAUGAGCUCGAAGUCUUCCGAGGAUGCUAAAGUAGGGCAUAUUGUGAAACAAAUUGUAAAAGAGCAGAACGGCAGUAUCACGGGACUUUGGAAGGGACUUAAAGUGUCAUUGGUAUUAACUAUUAACCCAUCCAUAACAUAUGCGUCCUAUCAGAAGUUGAAGAGUGCUUUCUUUUCAGCUGACGAUUCUUCCCGAGGUAACACGCAAUUGAGUGCUGGACAAAACUUCAUGCUUGGAGUACUGUCAAAAAUGAUAUCAACCAUUAUCACGCAGCCCUUGAUUGUAUCAAAAGCAUCUUUGCAGAGAAGGGGGAGUAAAUUUACCAGUUUCCAACAAGUGCUGGUUUUCUUGUAUCAAACUGAAGGCGUUUUAGGUUUGUGGAAAGGUAUCAGACCACAGCUUGCAAAGGGUGUUUUGGUGCAAGGUCUCCUGUUUAUGUUUAAGGGGGAACUUAGCAAAUUCAUUCAUAAGCUUUUGCUAGUCUAUGUCAGAAAAUUUGCAAAGCCUACUAUUAGAAAUGGCAAGCAGUUUUUGUGA
Molecule: messenger RNA, 984 nt
Organism: Zygotorulaspora mrakii
Lineage: Eukaryota; Fungi; Ascomycota; Saccharomycetes; Saccharomycetales; Saccharomycetaceae
Gene: ANT1
Product: Ant1p
Exons: 1
Coding region: 1-984 (327 amino acids)
Biological process (GO): ADP transport; fatty acid beta-oxidation; ATP transport
Cellular component (GO): peroxisomal membrane
Molecular function (GO): ADP transmembrane transporter activity; ATP transmembrane transporter activity
Source: RefSeq, a predicted model, not a curated record